Guyanagaster necrorhizus is the source of this 528-nucleotide messenger RNA. RefSeq lists its product as uncharacterized. The coding region runs from base 1 to 528 and encodes 175 amino acids. The record is from RefSeq and is a predicted model, not a curated record. The transcript has 4 exons. NCBI's taxonomy places the organism in Eukaryota, Fungi, Basidiomycota, Agaricomycetes, Agaricales, Physalacriaceae.
AUGAAAGAGGACACUCCGUCGGAACAAAGAAUAUUACAGAAGAAGAUACAGACCAGAUUUUCUUUAUUUAAAUUCCAUACAACAGGUCCUAAAGUGGGAGAUUUACAAGGAUCGCCCAACGACGAUGAAUCUCAAUACGUUGCUCAACGUGACAGCUUGAAGGCAUUCGUUUUCGAUGACAGAAAUGGAACGAGACUUGUCAUCGCGCUCAGACAUUGUCAUUCUCUUGAAUGGAGACACGUCGUCCGUCUUUCCAUCGAUCUUCCUGAUAUCGAUAAAAACGAAAAUUUAUGGAUCAUGGAACGCCUGCGUCACGUUUUCUCUCUUCUCUCCGACACUAUGUCUCCUGAAUGGGACAAACAGUCGCUACUAGGAGCAUAUUAUUGCUCGAAAUGUCCCGUUCUCUACGCGUUCAAGACAUCCGAGUGCUUGGAAUACCAAGCAAAGCCCGUAUAUAGGGACUGGAAGAGCCAUGGAAGGGCACACAUGGCAGUCUUUCUGCGUAACCAGCCUGCCUACAUCCUGUAA